AUGGAAAACAGACAGAUCCGGAAGGUUGUUGACAACCCCUUAGAAGCCACCACAUCCUCAGAAUCACUGAACGAACAAACCUCUUUUUCACCUUCACCCUCUCGUGGAGGAUCGUCUUCUGAAUCGUUUCCUUUCUACUUCCACCACCGUGACCCCACUGCCGCCGCGGGUCCAGGGAGUGAUUUUGGCCCGAUCUCCCUAGAUGGACCGGAUAUCGUCUAUCCUAUUCGAUCAUUAGUCAACAUAUCACGACCCCCUCCCGGGCCCGACUCGCCGGCCGGCAGCAGCAGUUUGGGUAGCCCCACGGGAGAGGGGCUGCCAUAUGCGGGGAGCGGGAGCCAGCCUAGGCCUCGAGAAACAUCGAUGAUAUCCGGGUUGGAUGGGGGGUCGUCCACCGAGUCUCUAGCUGGAGGAAAGGGAGCAUCGGGAAACUUUGGCGGGAUUCCGGCAUCGGGGCAGAGUCCACUGCUAAGUACCGUUGGGGAGAGUGUAGCUGGCGGGGGGAUGUUUCGCAGUGUCUCAGAGUCAUCCGACAAAAACCCUAGAUAUGGGACUUCGCCAGGGGGGAGCAAUGAGGGAUAUGUGACUGCAAGAUUCAAGCAUCUGGUGACAGAUGAAGGACAUAUGGUAAUCACAGGUGUUUCUGGGAGUGAAAGUAUACGGAGGUGUGAAGAUGAGCCAAUACGUAUACCUGGGGCAGUCCAAGGGUUUGGCGUUUUAAUAGCUCUCAAAGAUGUGGACGGAAGGCUUGGUGUAAAGAUUGUUAGUGAGGUUUGUGCCCUUCCACCGUUCAUCCCUUCCAAUUGCCGAAAUUCUGAAUCAUUUGGGUAUAGAAUUCUGAGAAGAUAAUCGGUUACUCACCAGCAGCCCUCUUCGCCUUAGACGGCUUUUGCGAUAUUCUCUCCGAAGAGCAGGCCGAGAGUCUAUAUGAACACUUAGACUUUGUCCGAGAAUAUGUAUCUGUGCACUCAGGACCGGACGUCUUCCCGUUGGCGAUAACCUCCCCUAAUUCAACAGAGAUAAAACUUUGGUGCGCUGUUCACAUUGCAGAAAAGAGCUCCGGCCUGCUCAUUUGUGAGUUUGAAUUGGAGGACGAUCACAUCUAUCCACUUUUUAGUCGAACAGAAGAGGAAACACUCCCACCGCCAGAGGACACACUGAACUCAACCCCUAGCGAACAAGAUUUAUUAGAGAGCACAUUAAGUGGUAGCAAGCCGCUGCGAGUGCUAAGGCAUGCCCGGGGGCAGAGGGGGCAGGUUGCAGCAAUGGAGGUUUUUAAUCUCAUGAGCCAGAUCCAGGGUAGUUCAUCAAAUCCUUUUCGUGGUAUAACUUAUGAAGGUGCGCACACUGACAAUGUCCAAACACAGAGCAAUUUUCAUCUGCCUCGACUCUAGAUGUGUUUCUAAGAGUGGUUGUUGGGAUUAUUAAAGAGCUCACGGGAUUUCACCGUGUGAUGAUUUACCGGUUUGACGAGGUCUGGAAUGGCCAGGUGGUUACCGAAUUGGUCGACCCAAGAGCAACCAAGGACCUUUACAAAGGCCUUAACUUCCCAGCUUCGGAUAUCCCGAAGCAAGCAAGAGAUUUAUAUCUCCUCAACAAAGUCAGACUGUUAUACGAUAGAGACCAGGUGACUGCUCGUCUUGUGUGCAAGAGUAAAGAGUAUUUAGACGAUCCUCUUGACAUGACUCACUCAUACCUGAGGGCAAUGAGUCCAAUUCACAUCAAGUACCUUGAAAAUAUGGCGGUGCGAGCUAGCACGAGUAUUUCACUUACAGCAUUCGAUAAGCUUUGGGGGCUCAUUUCAUGCCACAGCUACGGCCAGAAGGGGAUGAGAGUGAGCUUUCCUAUACGGAAAAUGUGCAGACUCAUCGGAGAGAAUGCUAGCAGGAAUAUCGAGAGGUUAAGCUAUGCAUCGAGACUUCAAGCCAGGAAAUUGAUCAAUACGGUCCCGACGGGGCAGAACCCUAGCGGUUAUAUCAUCGCUAGUUCAGACGAUCUGUUGAAACUAUUUGACGUCGACUUUGGUUUGCUUUCAAUCUGCGAGGAAACUAAGGUCCUCGGUCAACUCGAACAUUCACAGGAAUCACUCGCAAUGUUGGAGUAUUUACGGGUGCGCAAAUUCACUUCCGUGCUUACUUCCCAAAACAUUAUCGUUGAUUUUCCGGACCUCAGUUACGAACCUGGAUUUUCAAUAAUUGCGGGGCUGUUGCUUGUGCCACUCAGCGUUGGAGGACAAGACUUUAUAGUUUUCUUCCGCAAAGGCCAGCUGUGGAAAGUCAACUGGGCCGGGAACCCCUACGAGAAGAACGCCAAAGAAGGUACAAAGGAGUAUCUGGAGCCGAGGAAAAGCUUCAAAACUUGGAGUGAGACGGUGGUGGGAAGAUCUAGAGAUUGGACGGAAGAGCAGGGUGAGCAACGAGUGAUUUUCGCGCUUUACUUUCAGAGACUAAAUUUGUUAUUAUCGAUGUACAGUUGAAACGGCCGCGGUCUUGUGUUUGAUCUACGGCAAGUUUAUUGAAGUUUGGAGACAAAAAGAAGCAGCGCUGCAAGCCAGCCAGCUUACCCGACUGCUCCUAGCUAACGCGUCCCAUGAGGGUCAGUGUACCGCGGAGUUCCCCCUUUUUCAGACGCCAUCGCUCAUGAUUUAUAUAGUCCGGACGCCUCUUAAUGCCAUUAUCAAUUACCUUGAGAUUGCGUUGGAGAGCCCUCUUGACGAUGAGACAAGGGAUAAUCUGAUGAGAUCGCACUCUGCGUCCAAAUCACUAAUUUACGUCAUCAACGAUCUGUUAGAUCUCACCCGCACCGAGGCAGGCCAGGUUUUGAUCAUGGAGGAGGCAUUUGACCUUUCCGAAACAGUUCGUGAUGCUACUGAAAGAUAUAAAUCGGACGCUGAACGAAAGAGUAUCACCUUCGAGGUCAUUGAAUGCGAAGGGUUACCUAGAUUUGUGAAGGGUGAUCAGGCACGGUUGCGGCAGGCUGUUUCCAAUAUUGUAGGAAACGCUAUUAAACACACUUUGGAAGGUGGCGUUAGGGUUGAGAUCUCGAUGCCCCAGGUUGUUGACGGCCGGUGCCAGAUUGAAGUUGUGGUCCAGGAUACCGGGGUUGGAAUGUCAUCGGAGAAACUAGAGGCGCUUUUCCGGGAAUUCGAGCAAGUCCACACCGAGGAGGAGGAUGCGAUGAAUCGUCAGGAGGCAGGAGGGGACAGGAACCCACUUUCAACAUCCUUUAACGCGUUGUCUAAAGUACCAGGGCAGAAGGUUUUAGGGCUUGGGUUGGCAGUUGUGGCUCGGAUUGUGAGGAAUAUGAAUGGCCAGCUUCGAUUGAAAUCCGAGCGGGGGAAUGGCUCUAGGUUUUCCAUUAGCCUUCCUUUCUCACUUCUAUCCAAAGCGGAGCUUGACUCGGAGAAGAACGAAGGAGUUGCCGAAAGGCAAAAGUCGCUCUCACCGCAGCCAUCUUCAGUGGCUUCCACUCCGGGUCAGGUAUCACUAAUUGGUUCUCAGAACCGCGUAUCUCAGGAUGUAGGGAAGAAAAAUGGCGGCUCUGAUAUGGACCGUUUGGGGUCCUUUUGCGGUGCCAAAAGCGGGGGGAUUAAGAUCGACAGGUUUGCCCACGGAAUCCCAAGUCUCCAUUUGGACCCGCCCCCGAACAACCCACCUGCAGGGCCAGGAGCUGCCAUACGCGCGAGAUCUUCCCCGAAUACUAUGAGUUUCGCUACACCACAGCAAAAACCUAGCCAGGAGAUGGUAGAUGGCUCAGACGUGCCUAUCAAGGCCCUAACAGUGUCAGAUGAAAACUCUAGCCCCACCGCACUGCCCGCAGCAGAUACGGCACCGCUUAUAGAACUACCUCCCACUGCCAAUCCCAAUUCGCCCACAGAGCUCCCAGAGAAGUAUGAAAUUUUGGUGGCGGAAGACGAUCCAAUCAAUAGCAAGAUUAUCAAGAAGCGAUUGGAAAAGAUGGGUCAUGGGGUUGUUCUCACUGUAAAUGGAGAAGAAUGUGCAGACCUAUACUCCAAGUAUGGUCAAAAUUAUGACAUCGUGUUGAUGGACAUGCAGGUAAGUUCGAUUGAUUUUCGAAGUUUAGUAACAGCUCCUGACCCCUGCAGAUGCCUAUCAUGGAUGGGGGAACCUCAACCACUCGCAUCCGUCAAUUUGAAGGAGCAGAUCCAAGUCGCUAUAUCCCGAAAAGGCACCGUAUUCAUUGCCGCGUACCGAUUUUUGCUGUCUCAGCUUCACUAGCUGAAGAGAGACUAGCGGAAUAUAUUGACUUUGGCUUCGACGGAUGGAUACCGAAGCCUAUCAACUUCGGAAGACUAAAGUCACUUCUAGAUGGUAUCCGGGAUCCGGCCGUAAGGGCGAAAAACGCCUACGAGCCCGGGCAUUUGGAGCAUGGGGGAUGGUUUUCCAGGGCCCCUGGAGAUGCUGGUCCCUCGCCGCAGAAGCACGAAGAUGUCCCGGCGGCUCUGAGAACUCAAGGUGAAGACCUAGGUAGAAUCUGA
Messenger RNA from Tuber aestivum (summer truffle), 4498 nucleotides. The record is from the annotation of a GenBank genome assembly. NCBI's taxonomy places the organism in Eukaryota, Fungi, Ascomycota, Pezizomycetes, Pezizales, Tuberaceae.